Molecule: messenger RNA, 1762 nt
Organism: Malaya genurostris
Lineage: Eukaryota; Metazoa; Arthropoda; Insecta; Diptera; Culicidae
Gene: lic
Product: dual specificity mitogen-activated protein kinase kinase 6
Exons: 8
Coding region: 453-1472 (339 amino acids)
Biological process (GO): protein phosphorylation; stress-activated MAPK cascade
Molecular function (GO): MAP kinase kinase activity; ATP binding
Source: RefSeq, a predicted model, not a curated record
AGAUUCGUUAAUUUUCAAUUUCUUCGAGCCUUGUUAUUUUGCUAGUUAAACCAAUCAAUCUUUCUCGCAUUCGUUUUACAUCAGUUCAAUUCACGUAUUUUUGAUUUCGUUUUGAAUUUGCUCUGGCAUCUCUAUAUCAGAACGUGUUUCCAAAAACGGCUUAUGUGUGAUGUUUGACUUAUAAAAAUGUUUUUUGCUGGAUAUAAAGUAACUUAAUUCAUGAAAGGCUUGUGUAUUUGAAACUAGUUAGUAGUGGAUAAAGUUUGUUAUAAAACUUAUUAAUGACAUAAAACAAGAUUUAAAGUCAAGUAUUGAAAUUUUAAUUCAUAUAUCACGAAAACGAUCAACAAAAACGAAAUAGCUGUACAUCUAAGACAAUUUGGAUGGAUUGUGCUUUCAACGGAGUUUAGUAUUCAAAGAUUUUCAAGAGGCAUAACCUCUAAUCCUAUAGAAUGUCCAAACGUCGCUUGAAAGGUCCGGGAUUGAAAAUCAAAGUUGAAGAACCAUCUAACUCAAAUCCAGUAACACCACCAAGAAACCUAGACAAAACUGCUACCAUCACAAUUGGAAGUAAUACUUUUGUUGUUGAGGCCGAUAAUCUAGAGAAGAUAUGUGAUCUUGGCCGAGGAGCUUACGGAAUCGUGGAAAAAAUGCGCCACAAACAAACGAAUACUAUUAUGGCGGUCAAAAGAAUUACUGCUACUGGCCAAACGCAAGAGCAGAAAAGAUUAUUGAUGGACUUGGACAUUUCAAUGCGAGCAAGUGAUUGUCAGUACACUGUCCAUUUUUAUGGAGCCCUUUUCCGCGAGGGCGAUGUAUGGAUUUGCAUGGAAGUGAUGGAUACUAGUAUAGACAAAUUUUACCCAAUCGUAUUUAAAAACGGUCGGAAAAUGCCUGAAGAUAUUCUUGGUAAAAUCGCGGUCGCAGUCGUUAACGCACUUAAUUAUCUCUACACAAAACUGCGUGUAAUUCAUAGGGACGUCAAACCAUCCAAUAUAUUGAUAAACAGGGUGGGGGAUGUAAAAAUGUGCGAUUUUGGAAUUUCAGGUUACUUAGUUGACUCAGUAGCUAAAACUAUAGACGCUGGUUGCAAACCAUAUAUGGCCCCCGAAAGGAUAGAUCCUCAAGGCAACCCCGGAGAGUAUAACAUCAAGUCAGAUGUUUGGUCUUUGGGAAUCAGCAUGAUUGAAAUGGCUACUGGGAAUUUUCCUUACAGCACUUGGGGAUCUCCAUUUGAACAGCUCAAACAGGUUGUCAAGGAUGAACCACCUCGAUUAAAGUCAGACGAUUUUAGUGAUGUGUUCAAAAAUUUUAUAAUUGCAUGCUUGCAGAAAAACUUCCACAAUCGGUAUAAUUACGAACAACUUUUGAAUCACCCAUUCAUUCAGGAACACACGGAAAAAACAACGGAUGUCGCGUGCUUUGUGAGUGAAGUUUUAGAUUUGGCCGCUACGGUCCAACAAUCCCAGUGAUAAAACUAUAAAUACAUUUAAUUGAGGGUUUUAUACGUUAAGAAUCCUACUAAGAAACAAACAAUUACAGUUUAUUGUAAUGAAUUAUUUUGCCACAAAUAAUUUGCCAUAUUUUUGUGUUUUUCCUUGAUUUUUCAUAAACUUUAUAUUUCUGUACGAUAGGAAAAAUAAAAAUCAUGCAAAACUGUGAAACUUCAAUGAGUUUUUAUGAUCAACUCUACUUUAAUUAGUUAAUCAUGAAAAUCACUUCCUUUCAUAUACGUAAAUUCGAAAAUUUUACGUCCCAAAAU